AUGCGACAUUAUUACCUUGAUUAUCGAAGUCGAUCAUCUUCAGUCACAGAUAAGAAUGAGUUCAGUGCAAGCAGUCACUUCAGAUGGCAGAGUAUAAAGAAAUUUCUGUACGUUGCUCACGCCUUUUCAUUAAAUAGUUUCAGUUUCGACCUCUUCUCAAGGGUCUUAGUGGUUCACGCACAUUUAUUCCUUUAUAUAAUAUACGCAGUGGUCAUAGGAAUAAGUUAUAUGUUUAUGGAUUUCUUUAUAAAACAAUAUACAAGAAAGCUGGAUACUGGAAGUUUGAUGAAUCCAUUGCUGAAAGGAGUAUCAUAUGGUAUUCUUAUACAAACCGAUCUUUCCGCUAUUGUGAAUAAAGGAAUAAAUCUAGUAACCGACCCAUUCGGAGUUGGCCUCAUCGGGGUAUAUGAUUUUGGAACCAUGUCUCCUUUCACGAUGGUUGACAACGCAGUGUUAAUUUUCGCGAUGGUGUUUAUUGCUAUGGCUUUCGCGAGAUCUCUCAUAGUACGAGUGCUUUAUUUGAAACUUACUGAAUGUGUUAAAGUGGACCUGGCCGAAACUCCUCACUAUCUUUUAUUCGCUAUUCUGCCUUUGAGUACAGAAUUUAUGGAUGCUCACAAGAUCUUCGUACUGUACAUUUAUCUGUACAUGAUGGCUGCAUUAGUGGCAUAUUUGUAUUCUAGCGACAGUAUGCUGGGCUUAUUCUUUAGCGUCAAUACAUGUACUUUAUCUCUGGGCGCCCUCAAGGUGGCUAUAGUCAUGUGGGUGUAUGGAGUCCAAAAGUUUUCAACAGAUAUACAGUUUUGGCUUGGUUUUGAGCCUACAAGCUUCUGGCAGUAUUUAUGGACAGUGCUUCCAUUACUCCUUACUUUGAGGAUCUGUGCGAGCGGAAAGAACGGCUGGGUGCCGGUCGAUAAGAGACGAAGCGCAGGCGCGAAGUCCAAGGGACCAGUGUUGGAGAACACGCUAGUCCGCCGACAGGCAGACACGCGGCUGCCAGCAGCCUGCGGCCGCUACGAUCGCGGACGAUGCACGCUCGUCGCUCGCGGUGUGUGCGCAACGUUGCGCUUGUGCUAG
Molecule: messenger RNA, 1077 nt
Organism: Danaus chrysippus (African queen)
Lineage: Eukaryota; Metazoa; Arthropoda; Insecta; Lepidoptera; Nymphalidae
Source: the annotation of a GenBank genome assembly